UAGAUUCUGCAGCAAUUACUAAUGUUAUCGGUCAAGCGAAAUUAUUACAAAUAGAAGAUAAACUAUUGCAAUACAUUAAUACAUUUGCAAAAUAUUACCAAGGAUAUUCCGAAGAAUUAUAUGCUCUCACUCUAGAUUUGUCAGAACAAGAUCCGUUUAUGAGAAAUGAAGUUAAAUCUGCUUAUAAUACAAAAUUUACUGAAA
This is a messenger RNA of Scutellospora calospora, 204 nucleotides long. Lineage: Eukaryota; Fungi; Glomeromycota; Glomeromycetes; Diversisporales; Gigasporaceae. The record is from the annotation of a GenBank genome assembly.